Dacryopinax primogenitus is the source of this 864-nucleotide messenger RNA. RefSeq names its product 40S ribosomal protein S1. Bases 60 to 839 code for a protein of 259 amino acids. Gene Ontology annotation, cellular component: ribosome; cytosol. The transcript has 5 exons. Gene Ontology annotation, molecular function: structural constituent of ribosome. NCBI's taxonomy places the organism in Eukaryota, Fungi, Basidiomycota, Dacrymycetes, Dacrymycetales, Dacrymycetaceae. Gene Ontology annotation, biological process: translation. The record is from RefSeq and is a predicted model, not a curated record.
CUACUACCGCGCACCUCACUCCCUCCAUCUUCUUACAGGGGCUGCAGACAUAAGGCAGCAUGGCCGUAGGCAAGAACAAGAGGUUAUCAAAAGGCAAGAAGGGUAUCAAGAAGAAGGUCGUUGACCCAUUCUCCCGCAAAGACUGGUUCGAUGUCAAGGCACCGAGUGUGUUCGAGGUCAAGAACGCAGGGAAGACACUCGCAAACCGGUCACAAGGCUUAAAAAACUCUGCCGACUCUCUUAAGGGACGUGUGAUUGAGCUCUCCCUCGGCGAUCUGAAUAAGGAUGAAGAGUCUUCCUUCCGAAAGAUCAAGCUACGAAUAGACGAAGUUGCAGGCAAGAACUGCCUUACAAGCUUCCAUGGGAUGGACUUCACAUCCGACAAACUCCGUUCUCUUGUCCGCAAAUGGCAAUCACUCAUCGAGGCCCAUGUUGACGUGAAGACGACCGAUGGUUACCUGAUUCGGAUGUUCGCGAUCGCUUUUACCCGGAGGAGACCUACGCAGGUGCGCAAGACGACGUAUGCGCAGAGCGCGCAGAUCCGCGAGAUCCGUAAAAAGAUGUUCGAGAUCAUGACACGCGAGGCAUCGAACUGCGACAUGAAGGAACUUGUGCAGAAGUUCAUCCCGGAGGCGAUUGGGCGCGAGAUUGAGAAGGCUUGCAAGAGCAUCUAUCCUCUGCAGAAUGUUUACAUUCGCAAAGCGAAAAUCCUCAAGAGCCCGAAGUACGAUCCGUCAAAGCUCCUCGAGCUGCACGGGGGUGAGGCGGCCGCAGCUGAUGAGACGGGUGCGAAGGUAGCGAAGGAGUUUAAGGAGCCUGAGAUUCUUACUUCUGUAUAGUCUUCUUUGCACGUAUGAGUAUGAU